Molecule: messenger RNA, 3360 nt
Organism: Paramormyrops kingsleyae
Lineage: Eukaryota; Metazoa; Chordata; Actinopteri; Osteoglossiformes; Mormyridae
Gene: zc3h12aa
Product: zinc finger CCCH-type containing 12Aa
Biological process (GO): 3'-UTR-mediated mRNA destabilization
Cellular component (GO): nucleus; cytoplasmic ribonucleoprotein granule
Molecular function (GO): metal ion binding; RNA endonuclease activity; mRNA binding
Source: RefSeq, a predicted model, not a curated record
AUGCGGUAUAAAGGCGGAGGUGCGGCCAGAUGUCCCUGCGGAAGAGGUAAGGGGACAUAACGCGUUUAGUCGUCUAAGGUACAAUCGGGCAAAGCGCAAUGAGGAAGACCACAUGAACUUUGACACCGGCCUGUGACAAAGUACAAGCCUGGGUGUAGAUUACGUAGCCUGGCCAGGAGGGGACUCCUCUGUUGUCAAGCCCAACUCUCACAGUGCCUCCCCAGCCCUAUGGACCUUGGGCUUUCUAGAGCCGCCCGUCAGCAAGAAGCACAUGUUGGCCAUUGGUACCCUGCCCCCGGCAGCAUCUGCACGCCCCAAAGCCCCACGUGUGCCCGGCGAUGGUAUGGACCCCAGCUACUGUAGUCCAGACCAAGAGGUCAAGGGGGUCCCAGUAGGAGACCCAGAUUCGCUCCAGAUUCGCGUCGAUGCCUUCCGCAAGCUAGGCUACUCUGCCAAGGAGGCACGCAGCGUGCUACUGAAGCUGGGGCUGGGCGCGGACAACAACGCCGUGCUUGGCGAGCUUGUCCGCGCCAGCGCCGGAUCCUCAGUCGACAGGGAGGCUUCCCCCUUGCCUGUUACCACGGGGCCCAUGCUGGUUUCGCGGGGAUGUAGCCCGGCACUGACCCAGGAGGGCGAGAAGGAGCCAGAAAGCACGUUGAAGCCCAUCGUGAUCGAUGGCAGCAAUGUGGCCAUGAGCCACGGGAACAAAGAGGUCUUCUCCUGCCAGGGCAUCCAGCUGGCAGUCAGCUACUUCCUGGAAAGAGGCCACACCGAAAUAACCGUUUUUGUGCCUUCAUGGCGAAAAGAGCAGCCCAGGCCGGACGUGCCGAUUACAGACCAGCACAUCCUGAGGGACCUGGAGAAGAAGAAGAUCGUAGUCUUCACGCCGUCACGACGCGUGGGGGGCAAGCGGGUGGUCUGCUACGAUGACCGCUUCAUUGUGAAGUUGGCCCACGAGACUGAUGGGGUUAUCGUGUCUAAUGACACGUACCGCGACCUGCAGGGCGAGAAGCCAGAAUGGAAACGCUUCAUUGAGGAAAGACUACUCAUGUACUCAUUCGUGAAUGAUAAGUUUAUGCCUCCCGACGACCCCCUGGGCCGGCAUGGUCCCAGCCUGGAUAAUUUUCUCAGGAAGAAACCGCAGGCCUCUGAGCAGAAACGUCAGGCUUGCCCUUACGGAAAGAAGUGCACUUAUGGGAUCAAGUGUAAAUUUUACCACCCAGAGCGCGUGAACCAGUCUCAGCGCUCUCUGGCUGACGAGCUCCGGGAAAACGCCAAGCUGAAGGAUGACAAGAAAGCCAAAAAGGGUCCCCAGCGGGAUCCCUGCCACUCGCAGUCCCCCGUCCCCCUGGCACAGGAGCUGGAGCAGAAGUUGAACCUGGAUGGGCACUGGCCGCCGAGGAAGGUGCAACAGGUCACCGAGAAUGUGCCACUGUACUGGGGCCAGUCUCCCUGGUCUGACUGGGCAGGCCAAGACUGUGCGACCAGCAUUGACUCCUCCCUUGAACACCUGGACUCCGGCCUGGGCUCCUACGAAAGCCAGUACUCGGACGUGUCUCGGGGACACUCCAGCCCCUAUAGCGCGGAUCCCAGGUUGCUCCAUUGCUCCUCCAGGGACAGAUCCAGGCGACAUUUCGCACAAUCUGGGGAGUCCAAGCGACUGGACGGGUACCAACCCAGCCAGUGCUGCCCGCACGUGCCUGUGGCUGCUGGUACGCACCAGUUCAGCCACGACCCCCACCUCAAGUUUGCCUCCCCCGGCCAGUCCAGUUACUCCACCUACUGGAGCCACCUGUACCCCCAGGACAGCCAGGCCUGCAGUCUCCCUACCAACUUCCAGCCUGGCGGGGUGGUCCCUCACCAGGACAAGUACUGGUUGUUUGAGUCCCGCUCCUCCAGUAGCCUCCCUGACCCCCAUCAGAUGCUCGGGCAGCAUACGCAGGGAUCUGUGGUCCCCUAUCCUGAACAGCGGGCCUCCUUUGGGGUGGAGCGCGAGGAGGUCCGAAAGAAGCUGCAGGCUAUUUUCAACCCCUACCAUGUCGACAAAGUCAUGGGCAUGUUCCCACACCUGCUGGACCCCCAGAAGCUUGCCGCCGAGAUCCUGUCUCUGAAAUCCCACGGCGGAAUUCCCUGACCUCCAUCCCUUUUCCCCGACGGCCUACCAGUCCAGCUUCUCCAUGGUGGUGAUCCAUGAGCUGGGACACUUGGAUCCCACUGACAUGUUUUGUCGUUUCAAGGGCCCUGCAAACCAUAGAAGUCAGAUAUUUUGCUUCAAAAGGUUUGAAUAUAAACUAGUGUUUUUUCUGCCACAUACAGCCUUAUGCGCACGAUGCAUACUUGUCACUUCCAGACCUCAUGCAAUUUCUUUUAACGGUCUGGAGAUUGUUGAUGCAUAUUGCAUCUUAUCAGGGUGUACUAAUCCGCAGUCCUUUAAAUAUGUGCAUCUUGGCUGAACGGCCGCAUAGAGCACAAGGAAAAGUUAUGUUUUUUUAUGCUAAAGAAAUGUAUAGUUUUAUUAGCGCUUUGCUAAUUGCAGCUGGUGUUUUAAUUGCAAUUACUGUAAGUGCAAAUGAAUUUCUUGGUAGUGGGUAGCUGUAACUUCCUCCUCUCUGUAAUAUGCAAGGAGUACAGAAGCUAUUCUCAGUCCGCGUGGCCUUAACCCAUUAGAGAAACUCUAAUGUCAAACCACCACCAUUAAGAGAUUCAAGACCUGUAGCUCCAAAUUAUCUAUAGAAACGCUGGCGAGAGCUUGGAAGCAUUAACACUUUUCCAGGUUAAAAAUCUAGGUGUUUCUUUUGUGGUUCCGAGGGACGUGGUUCCAUAAUGAAUCUCCCAGAAUCUGUUUGGGCACCGUGUGCCAAAGCGUUUAGAAGCUGUGCCUAGUGAGGCAGCCAGAGCCCAAAGCGUCACACGUGUGAAUGCACUGGCCCAAAGAUGGGGCCUGGCCUGAGGCCUGAGUCCUCUGCGACCAAAGAGCCCCCACCUCUGCGUACGACCCCAAGAAGCCAGAAAAUGAUGUGAGCUCUUCCAUGAAGCAAAAGCUUUAAUCAACGGUAUACGACUCACUCUCUCCCACAGAGGAGUCACAUGCUCAACAGAGUAAACAAUUCAAGUACAAGACGCCAUAUUCACACCUGUGGUUCAUUUAUUAACUUUUCAAGUGUUAAUCACAGAAGUGGGUGUGUGUGUUGGUGUGAGUGAUUGAGCAUGUGUGUUGUUAUUAAAAUAACUAUUUUUUUGCAUAAAGGUAUUUUGUUCUCUGUUUUGGGAACCAAUUGUAAAAUGUUUAGAAUCAUUUUAAUCAAUGCUGGACAGCUAUGUUGCUACAUUUUACAAAUAAAAGUAUUCCCUCUCUUCCUC